Messenger RNA from Schistosoma spindalis, 1543 nucleotides. The record is from the annotation of a GenBank genome assembly. Lineage: Eukaryota; Metazoa; Platyhelminthes; Trematoda; Strigeidida; Schistosomatidae.
AUUUGCUCAUCGCAGAGAUAUUGGACAUUAAAUUUCACAAUUUUGAAAAACACUAUCGAUCGUCGCUGGUUAUGUUGUCAUCGUAAUAGUUUGUCGGUACUAUGAUAUCUGGAAAACUGAAGAACUUCCGCAAAACUAUAGAAGACGUACGUGAAGGAAAGGAGCAUGCGUUAGAGGCUAUCCGUAAAGAUCUGACUUCGAUUCCCUACAUCUCAGAGCUUGCAAAGUUGGAUCAUUUACGUUCCCUAACUCUGUCUCACAAUAAAAUAACGGAAAUACCUCAAGAGAUAUCAACUCUGCAAACUUUGGAACACCUGAAUCUCUUUAAUAAUUGUAUUGUGGAUAUCUCUCCAAAGAUUGUGGAGUUAACAUAUUUACGAUCUUUAAAUCUUGGAAUGAAUAAGCUGUCUGUCUUACCUCGCGGUUUUGGUGCUUUCCCUUCCCUCGAAAUUCUCGAUUUGACGUAUAAUAACUUAAAAGAAACUAGUUUGCCUGAUAAUUUCUUCAACUUGGUAACACUUAGAGCUCUAUACUUGUCAGAUAAUGAUUUCGAACGCAUUCCACCUGGCAUUGGAAAACUUGUGAAUUUGGAAAUAUUGGCUCUUCGUGACAAUGACCUUGUGUCUCUACCAGCAGAGAUAUGUUUACUUACCAGAUUAAAAGAACUCCAUCUUCAGAACAAUCGCCUUGCUGUACUGCCUCCUGAAUUAGGUAUACUUGAUCUCUGUGGGCCUAAACAGGUAGCUAAACUAUCAGGCAAUGAUUGGGUUUCACCAAUAGAGGAUCAGUUACAAGUUGGUCUCUCUCAUGUCUUUGAUUAUAUUCGGUCAGAGACAUACAAAUUGUAUGAAUUCAAUUUCAAUGGUAAACUGAGGAAGAAUAAUCCUGAAUAUGUACUGGUGAAGUGCAUUCACAUCCUAUGUUUCAUUGCUAAUUUGGAAGGUUAAAGGGAAAAUUAUUCCUGUGAUAACGUUAAUACUUACUCGAAUGGAUGUUUUCAACUGAGUUUCAACUUCUGGUGUAAGAGACAUAUCUUCCACAAUCGACCAAUAUCCGUAGGAGCCGCACAUAACAGGGAACGAAAAUGCGAUCCCUUCUGGUACUCCAUACCAGUCUGAAAGCGAGCAAACAGCUAUUUAAUGAACACAGCGCCAUAAAUACGUAAGAAAUGAGUUGUAAUAUCCACGUCAAAACGGGCUGUUCAGUGUAGUUUGGAACUUUCUAGGUAUGGCUAGAGGAUCUUGAUAUACUGUUUAACAAUUAGCAUUACGGUAAUUGGACAGCAUCUUCCUGUUAUAUCUGGAUUUUAUUUUUGAGAUGUGAGCGUUCUGAAAAUUGCUUCGAUCAUAUUAUAUAGAUCAUUUUUAAAGUUUAAUACACUAAAGCUUUUACAGACUGAAUUUUCUCUACAUCAUGUCAUUUCUAUUUCCUUAUCUACAUCUAGAGUCGAUUUGCAUGUAUUUUACUUUAAUUCGUUUUCCUUUGAUAUGUUCAUGUAAAUCAAAGCUUCGCCCUAAGUUUUUAGUUUACUAACAUGUGAUGG